Aureobasidium namibiae CBS 147.97 is the source of this 2181-nucleotide messenger RNA. Its product is annotated as tyrosine protein phosphatase 1. The coding region runs from base 1 to 2181 and encodes 726 amino acids. Gene Ontology annotation, molecular function: protein tyrosine/serine/threonine phosphatase activity. Lineage: Eukaryota; Fungi; Ascomycota; Dothideomycetes; Dothideales; Saccotheciaceae. The record is from RefSeq and is a predicted model, not a curated record. The transcript has 5 exons. Gene Ontology annotation, biological process: protein dephosphorylation; nuclear DNA replication.
AUGGCUACGGUUUGUGCAAGACCAGCGAUAGUGACUUCGCGAACCUCCGGUUCGCAGCAGAACAUCAACACAUCCGUUCGAGGAAAGCCCACGACUGUACCGAACAAGCACCUACCUGAUACAUGUUCCCCCGGUCCCACGCCUACCAAGCUGCAACAACAGCAGCUCGAAACUCCACCGGGGUCGCCCGAAGCGCCUGCCAAUCCACAAGUGAUCGACGUACCUUCUCUGCUGGUCGAAGCCGACAAAUACCACAAAGUCAGCGAUAGCCCACCUGUCUAUGCAUUAACUGCGCAAGAGUUGUACAAUGCAUUGGAGCACACUGCCUCGCGCCCCUUACCAGACACCAAGACCGUCUUUCCCUGGCUCCAUGGCUUACACCCCGACAACAACAUCCAGCUGACCUACUUCUCGGCGCGCAACAAGAAGCUCCGCCGCGCCCCUCGCACUCUGCGUGGCAUAACAGUCGUCAAGGCAGGAGGCGAUCUCAGUCACUCCAAGAUCAAAGGUGCCAUUGCGCCAGAUGAGCUGCUGCUCGCGACAAAAACUGGCGAGCAGAUUUCAACCUUUCUAGACGUCGAUCCACGAGAUGGCUUCUCCAUCCGCAAUUUUCAGAUUCAGGCUGUCAAGAUGGCCACCAUGAGUGACAUCGUCAUCUAUGCCGACGACAAGACUCCGAAGGCCGUUCUCGAAAAGUUGGCGUCUGUCAUUGCCAGAGCUCAGAAAGUCUGGAAAGAGAAGGACCGAGACAAUGACAUUGACGUGCCGCAUUACCACACGUUCGUAGUGAAGGACUCGUUCGCAAAGUUGCAAGCACAACACCCAGGAAUUGUAGCCAUCGAUGACAGUGGAAACACGACCGGUGCAGUCAUGGACUUUUUCUUUUCGGAGAGAUACGAGAUGCACACUAUGUCUUCGGCGACUGAGAUAGCUAACAAUGUGUGGCUGGGGCCGACACCUGAUGCUUCUCUGACAGUGCCUUCGGAUCCAGAUGCAGCACUACCGUCCGCAGCACAAGCGUAUGAUCUGUUUGUAGAAGCGACUGAUCCAGCCCAGCUACCGGACAAGAAAGCAUUCCAGUUGAUGGAGACUCUGCUAGACAACCCGAGCGUGUCCAAUAAUGCGAUUCCUCAACUCGAGUUUCCAGGUUCUGGCUCGAUCAUGCCACCGACAUGGUCUCAGGCCGAGGUCGAUGCUCUAAUGGACACCGUGGCGUGGCUAUACAAGCAAGCGAACCCCGAGUAUGAAGAAAUGAUGCACCGCAAGGACAGUCAGCAGAUGACACCGCCCAAGUACCGAGACGCUGAUGGAGAUAUGGGCAUGAUUGAUCUCGAUCUCGGCGCUGGUCGUGAGGGCAGGAAAGUCCUUAUCCACUGCACAGACGGAUAUACCGAGACAUCCUUGUUGGCACUCGCAUACUACAUGUACGCAAACUGCGUGACAGUAGACAGGGCUUACGUGGAGCUCCACACCAAGCACGACCGCAACCUCUUCUCAUAUCCGACUGAUGUCGCUCUUCUAAGUUCAAUCCAACCCAGGAUAUUGCAAGCAUCUCCAAACUCGACCAAUUCGAUGGCAGCGCUUUGUCAGCCCACCCCUCGAUGGCUCAGUAAGAUGGAUGGUUCGUUCCCUUCCAGGAUAAUGAAUUACAUGUAUCUCGGCAAUCUCGGCCACGCGAACAACCCAGACUUGCUACGUGAACUCAACAUCGGGCAGAUCCUCAGUGUUGGCGAGACGAUCAGCUGGAGCAGUGACGAAACCAAGAGAUGGAAGGCAGAAGCUCGCACCAAGGACAGCAUUCUAUAUGUCGACGGUGUCCAGGACAAUGGCGUAGACCCACUUACAUCGUCCUUCUCCAAAUGCUUAGAGUUUAUUCGAAAGGGAAGAGAGGCUGGUGUUGCCACUCUUGUCCAUUGCAGAGUGGGUGUAUCCAGAUCUGCCACGAUCUGCAUUGCCGAAGUGAUGAAUGAGCUUGGCCUUUCGCUCCCUCGAGCAUACUGUUUCGUGCGAGCCCGCCGUCUCAAUGUCAUCAUCCAGCCUCAUUUGCGAUUCGCAUAUGAACUUCUCAAGUGGGAAGAAUAUCAGUGCUCCAAGCGCGGCAAGCCAGUCCGCAGAGAGCUUGAAUGGGGCACGAUCACCCGCGAGAUUGCAGCCAUGAACCGACCUUAUUCACGGCAAUAA